Molecule: messenger RNA, 894 nt
Organism: Aegilops tauschii subsp. strangulata
Lineage: Eukaryota; Viridiplantae; Streptophyta; Magnoliopsida; Poales; Poaceae
Product: phosphatidyl-N-methylethanolamine N-methyltransferase
Biological process (GO): phosphatidylcholine biosynthetic process
Molecular function (GO): S-adenosylmethionine-dependent methyltransferase activity
Source: RefSeq, a predicted model, not a curated record
GCCUUAUCAAAAGUUCAGUCCCGUGUGGGGCAAACCGUCCAACAUUUCGCCUGCUCUCUCUCAGUCUCUCCGUGCUAAAAUCGAAACCGCGCAAAUCCUAGGCUAGGCCACCGGCGCCCGAGAUGGCGGCGGCCUUGGCGGCGGGCGUCGGCGUGCUGCUGCCGUUCCCGUUCUACUGGGCGCUGUGGACGCGCCCGCAGCGGUGGGUGGACCUGUGCGGCCGGGGCGCCGACCCGUGCCGCCGCAUGGCGCAGGUCUCCCACGUCCUCAAGGCGCUCCAGCUCCUCGCCCUCGCCUCCGUCGCCUCCUUCUCCUGGCCCCCUCCUCUCUGCGCCCUCCCCCUCCUCGCCUUCGGCCAGUACCUCAACUUCAAGGUGUACCAGCUGCUGGGCGAGUCGGGUACCUACUAUGGCGUCCGGUUCGGGAAGAAGAUCCCGUGGGUGACGGAGUUCCCCUUUGGCUACAUCAAGGACCCGCAGUAUGUGGGGAGCAUCCUGAGCCUCGUGGCGCUGCUGUGCUGGGUUCCCUUCCAGUAUAUUGUGUUGUGGUGCCUCGGUUAUGUUUUCAUGAUUUUGGUGGAAGACAAGGAAGAUCCAGCCACCCGUGCCAAGUUGCUCUCCUGACUGUUGUAUAUGUUGUGCGGUUGAUAGAUGACUCGAGAUCUCUCACUGUCCAUUAGUUGUGUUGUUCCUGGACGUGUCCCAGUCAUGCCUUUUUUUUUUUUUGCGGGUGUGUCCCAGUCAUGCUGGCUAGACAUUUUGUUUAAUAAGGAGAUGUGAGUGUUGUUGUUUUCUUAUCACGGCUCUCAGACCGUGAGAAGGUCUUUUGUGUCUGGCGUUUAGACCCUGAGAUGGGCUUCUAUACUAUUAAUAAAAAAAAUAGGUAUUCUUAUUC